CGUCCAAUUCACUGUAGCGACGCUGUAGCGGUAAAUACCAAAAAAUUAAAAAAAAAAAAAAGGAACAAGAAUUUUCCGAAAUUUUCCAAACGCGCGUGGAAUAACUGUCUAUUAAAUCCCACUCCACUCCGGGCAUGCCGCGAAAACAGUAAAUCAAACAAAGUAUAAUAAAGUUUAUUGUCUUGUUUGCCAACAAAAUGAGUUCUACAAGUGCAUGUUUAUUGGUCUCUUUAGCUCUCUGAAAUCGUAAACAAAUCGUGAAAAAAGUAAAGUAUAUAUAAUACAACAUAAAUAUUUAAGUCCAACGCGUUCGUUGCCGAUAAAAUAUUUGUGUUUGGGGUGAGCCGCAACAACAGCAGCGACGUCAGCAGUGCGUGGUGCAAGUGUAUUGGUGUUUAACUCGGCCGUCCGAUAUACAUAUAUACAAGCGUAUAUGCCAGAAUAGCGCGCCGCCCCUCUUGGCAGUGUGAGUGCAUCUGACGUACAUACGUAUGUACAUACACACCCGCAAGUAAAUAAGAAGAAAUUAGCUCAUCACAAAAAAAAGUGAAAUUUUCUUCCAUAAAAGUCUAAAAGUCGAGGAAAAUAUCAAUUCUUUGCAUAAGGUGAUUGUUUUGUGUGUGCAAGUGGAAAAUUAGAAUCAACUCCCAGGCUGGACGCAGAGGUAGCAGCAGCAUCGGCAGCGAUAGCACCCACAGCAAUUUGGAUUUUUGCUCUCCACGCGGUUGCCCAAGAUACAGAAUCACGACGACGCGACGUGCGAAAAUGGCCAAAAUGGAGGUCGACGAUGUGGUCGACUUGAGUCUGAGCUCUGGCCGGGAUCCGGCGUUAACCAUAACGCCGGCGCCGUCUUCAACAGCGCUCAGCAAUCGGGAUCUGCGGGCACUGACGGCCAAUAACACGGGUCUAACCAUAACGCCGUCUCCAACGCCAGCGCCAACAGCAGCAGCAGGCGCUGCUGCCACCAUUCCCGCCACCAGUAGCAACACCAGCAGCACCAGCACCAGCAACAACAACAACAACAACAACAACAACAACAGUAACACUGGGAAUGGCACGGCAGGCAGCAGUCCCACCAACAGCAGCUCCACGAAUAGCACCGCCACUCCCAGCAUCAACAAUACAACAACAAACAACACCUCCAGCGGGGGGACUGCAGAGGGAGGAGGAGUACUCACUGGUGGCGGUGUGGAUGAGAACAAGGUGCAAAGGCGAGUGCUACGGCCCCGCACGGAGCCCAAGUCAUAUGCUGAGGCGCCCGACAUUGUGCUGCUGCCUGCACGUACCAAUGGGCGGCAGCAGAAUGGCAACAUUGACUCGGAGACGGACGAUGAGGAGAUGCCGCCGUAUGUGCCCAUCAAGGAGCUCUCCCACGCCGAGCUGAAGGAGCGCGAGAAGAGCCUGCGCAGGCUGCGGCAGGAUCUGCGGAAUGAGGAGACCAAGCUGAUGCUGCUCAAGAAGCUGAAGCAGUCGCAGCAGGUGAUGAAGGAGAACAUGGUGGUUACGCCGACCAGCGUGUCGCCCAACAAUCCGCUGUCCGCCAUACCAGCCGCCCUCACCUCCAAGGGAUCGCUGAGUGUGACGCCCACGUCGGCGGUGCCCCAGCCGGCGCACAGCAAGGGCCGCAGCAGUCUGGGCGGCAGUGCAGCUGCCGUCAGCAUCAGCCGGACGGGCAGCUCCAGCUCUGCGGCAGUUGCUGCCUCGGCCAUUGCAGCGGCAGCGGCAGCCCUAAGCGGAUCGCAGCGUGGCAGCCUCAGCAGCAACUCGAUCCUCCCGCCACCCAGAGCCUCACUACCGCCCGGCGCCACAUUGGCCGCGGGCACAACCAUCACGCCUGCCACCUCCUCAUCGCACCGGUCGAGCGCACUGCCGCCGCGCACCAAUCUGCCGAAUCUCACCAUCACGCCCUCGGUGACCAUCACGCCAACGUCGGCGCCGCCUUCCAGUCUGAAAGCACGCAAUCCUAAUAUUUCGGAUAAUUCGAAGGUACCUGGAACCAUAAGCAACUCUGUUUCCAUCACACCGGCGCCGCCGCUAUCGCAAGCGCAUCAGAAUCAGCUGAACGAUCUAAAGAAUGAUCGCUCUACGCCACGCGAGGAUGCACAGACGCCGGCACAGCGCCAGGCGGCGGCUAAAAUGGCACUGCGCAAGCAGCUGGAAAAGACUUUGCUACAGAUUCCCCCACCAAAGCCACCGCCACCAGAGAUGCACUUUAUACCCAAUCCCAGCAACACGGAUUUUGUCUAUCUGCUUGGACUGGAGACGGUCGUUGACUUUUUGACUGUCAACAAGAAGGCCAAUGCUGUGGCAGCACCCUUCCGAUGUGCACAAUGCAAGAUUGACUUUACACCCGUCUGGAAGUGGGAGAAACAGACCAACAAGGAUCCCAAGGUGAUUUGCGAGCAGUGUGUCACCUCGAAUGUGAAGAAGGCUUUGAAGGCGGAGCACACCAAUCGACUGAAACAGGCAUUCGUCAAGGCCUUGCAGCAGGAGCAGGAGAUCGAGCAGCGUUUGGCCAGCCAGAGCAGUCCAUCGCCCGUGGAUACGCAUGCCUUGAACAAUGUCAGCGCCUCGCUAACCGUGUCCGCCGCCAGCAACUCCUCGUCGCAUUCGCAUCAGCACCAGCAGGCGCUGCAGCGCGAGCGAGAGCGUGAACAGCUUCAGGCGUCGCAUGCCUCGGCAGCGGCUGCACUGGUCAAUCUGCCGCCCUCUGUGACGGUCAUACCGACCAAGUGUCAGACGCCAACGCCAGCGCCUAGACCCACGCCGCCGCCACCACAAAACCAGCCCACACCACCGCCCAGCACACCGCGUUCGUCGCGUGCCGCUGCCACAGCCGCAGCGGCGGCUAUAGCUGCCCAGCAGGCAGGUAUCCUCAGUCCAGGACCCACGGCAGCGCACCACCACGAGCCAGCGUCCUCGUCGCGCUCAUCACGCAACGAUCGCCACGAUCAUCAUCACCACCAGCAACAGCAGCAGCAGCAGCAACAACAACAGCAGCAACAACAACAACAGCAGCAGCAGCAGCGUGACCAGCAACGGGAGCUGCAGCAACAGCAGGCACAGAGCUAUGACAAGUACUCGGCAGCCACGCUGGCAGCGGCAGCACAUCUCAGUGCCAUGGGUGGCAUGAACCUCAAUCUGGGUAAUCUCAGCCAGCUGGGUAAUCUCAGCCAGCUGGGCAAUCUGGCGGCACUCGGCGGACUGGGCAACUUUGGUGCCUCAUCGUCGGCCAGCAGCAAUCAAGCUGCUGCGGCAAUGGGCAACAACUCGCCAGCAGCCACAGCGGCAGCCAUGCAGGCUUUCCAACAGCAGCUCUUCAGAGCUUUGGGUCAGGGUUUGGGUGGCAAUCCACAGCAUAUGAUGCAGUUGGCACCACUCUUGUACUCCUAUCAGGUGGCCAUGGCGCAGGCGGCCCAAGUGGCAGCUUUCAACAAUAACAACAAAAAGAGCAGCUCGUCAUCGGGCUCGUCCAAGAAUUCGAGUAAUGCCAACAGCAUGGCGGAUGUACAGCGAGCGGCGGAGCUGCAGCGUCAGUAUCUGUUGGAGAUGAUUCCACCACAGCAGCAGAGCGGAGCAAGUGGCAGUCGCCAGAACAACUGGAAGGCCUAAGGCUACCAAAUAACAACCAACAACCACAACAACAACAACAAC
Drosophila guanche is the source of this 3654-nucleotide messenger RNA. It is a transcript of the gene simj, whose product is annotated as dual specificity protein kinase splA. Bases 766 to 3612 code for a protein of 948 amino acids. Lineage: Eukaryota; Metazoa; Arthropoda; Insecta; Diptera; Drosophilidae. The record is from RefSeq and is a predicted model, not a curated record. The transcript has 9 exons. Gene Ontology annotation, cellular component: NuRD complex. Gene Ontology annotation, biological process: negative regulation of transcription by RNA polymerase II.